GAGCUAGCGUCUGCGUCGUAUACAACUAGAGAGCUAGCGUCUGCGUCGUAUACAACUAGAGAGCUAGCGUCUGCGUCGUAUACAACUAGAGAGCUAGCGUCUGAGGCUUGUGUCUGAGGAAGGAUGCGGUCGGUAUUCGCGCACGUAGGGAGAGAAGUUGGGGUAGGCUUCCCUGCUGUGAGAUUGCUAGCUGUUGCCGUGCUGAUGACGUAUGCUAUAAAACCGUCGAUCACUGGACCCGUGGGUGUUGUAACAACGGACGAGCCUGAUCUCGUCCGACCCGGGUGGAACAUGGUACCGAGGCCGGCGUCCCACAAUCGUGCCGCCACCAGUAGCCCUGGUGACGAACCCCGCCGCCUGACGCAGCCGGGAGGGCAUGGUGUGGGCGAGGAGGAGGAGGAGGAGGAGGAGGAGGAGAAGCCUAAGGAAACCAUGCAAGACGAGGAUAGCGAAUUUGACGGGCUGUCGAUGCCUGGUGAGGGCGCGACUGACGAGGACCGCGAGGCCCGAGCGCAGAAACUCGACGACGCACUAUACGAGAAAUUCCACGGACUGUCCAUGCACGGAGACCCCAACUACGCUCACGACCCAGCGGAGCACCACCAGGAGGCGCAGGGUGUCGUGAAAAGAUCCGACGGCACCGGGGAGCAGCUGGUGGCGCCAUCUGACGGCGAACAGGCGGCAGACGAGGUCGUGUACGAGAAAUUCCACGGACUAUCCAUGCAUGGAGACCCCAACUACGUCCACGACCCAGCCGAGCACCCCCAGGAGGCGCAGGGUGACGGCGCGGCCGCCGCACAGGGAGAGGACUUUGUGCAGCAGGCGUUCCACGGCGUCUCCAUGCACGGCGACGCCGCCUACGUACACGACGACGCAGACAAACAGCCGCCCGCGGAGGUGGCGCCCUCUGACAUCAAGGAGGAGGCGUGGCAGGCGCUGCAUGGCGAGGUGAUGCACGGCGGUGAUUUUAAAGAUAGCGACGACACGAGAAGAGCAGACGAAACCGCGGACCACCACAAAAUGACCGAGGAGGAAUUCACGCAGUACCAGCAGGAGAUGAAGCGAGCUGCCGAGAGGUCGGGCGAGGCGGGGGGCUACAGCAGGGAGCUGGGAGGCGUCGAGGGAGGGAUGAGGGAGGAGGACAAGAUGGCGGAGCGCUAUAGCAAACAGACGAACUUGCACCGCGGAGACGACCUGUAGCUAGCGUCUUGCGGCAGUUUCAAAUUCGAAUUCAAACUGAUUCAAAUUCUACGAAUUUCCCUAGCCGACGUCGCUUUAUGAUUUCCGUAAAUCGGUCGAUUUUGUAACAGUGCUGCUUGUGAACAUCGUGGUCGUUAGAAUAAAGUGCAUCGCUAACUAUA
Molecule: messenger RNA, 1361 nt
Organism: Priapulus caudatus
Lineage: Eukaryota; Metazoa; Priapulida; Priapulimorpha; Priapulimorphida; Priapulidae
Exons: 2
Coding region: 124-1200 (358 amino acids)
Source: RefSeq, a predicted model, not a curated record